CGCCUCCGUCAGUCAGUGAGCUUCACUCGCUGCUCGUCUGUUUGAUGAAACAUCUCACGGAAUAAAGUCCACACUCUCGAGGUCUUCUUUUGGAGAGCUGCACAAUGCGACGGACACAGUAAAUAUUCCCUGUCCAGCAAAGCCACGUUAAUUCACUCGUGUUGCCGGUUUCUGUACAAUGUGGGCGUGAAGAGUAGGACCGUCACGAGCGCGCGAGUCUCGAGGUGGAUACCGUCAAGUUUAUACAGUAACAACUCACUGGAGUAUCCAAGCUCUUCAAGGUGAGGCGCAUUCUGUACAGUCUACAGCCGUAGCUAUGGUGAACAGUCAGGUUGCAGGCGGCGCGUGCGCGUCCAGGUCGUGCGCAGGCUGUGGGGGUCACAUCGCUGACCGUUUCCUGCUCUUCUCCAUGGAGCGCUAUUGGCACACGCGCUGCCUCAAGUGCUCGUGCUGUCAGGCUCAGCUGGGGGAGAUCGGGACCACCUGCUACAGCAAAGGAGGCAUGAUCCUCUGCAGAACAGACUACAUCAGGUUGUUUGGGCACACGGGGGCUUGCAGUGCAUGUGGUCAGUCCAUUCCUGCCAGUGAAAUGGUCAUGCGGGCACAGGGCAACGUCUACCACCUCAAGUGCUUCUCUUGUGCAACGUGCAGAAACCAGUUGGUCCCUGGUGACCGAUUCCACUAUGUGAACGGCACCAUAUUUUGUGAGCACGACCGGCCAGGAGCUGCACAUCUUAAUACUCACCUCCAGAGCAACCCAGUGCUCCCGGACCAGAAAGUUUGCUGAAGGACUCCCCGUCUUCUUCGCCUCUUCCUCUUCUCCUCUCUCUGUUUACCCUCCAGACAUCCUCCAGACACUCCUCCUUUGAUGCACUUACGUUUUUACAGAAUUAAAUGGAAAAAGUGGGAGAACGAGUCUGUGAUGGAAACAUCUUUAUAUCUGACUUCAUAUCAAACUGUGGUGGAUUCUGCAGUAUCUCUCAUUGUGGCUUUCUCGCCCCCCUGAAAACAGAAGUGACUUCUAUUUUCUCACAGGAUAUCCUGCCUCUCUCACAUCUAACCUCAGAGAGAAGGCUCCAUCUGAAAGCAAUGUAUGCUUUUUCAAGUCAAGGUGAAACUGCGUUCAGAACUUGAAAAGUGGCCAUUAUAUAAGAGAGACUGGUGAUGUCAGUCAAAAAGGGUGAAAGUUAUUACAUUUUUAUGAUUAUUUGAGUUUGAUGUGCACUGAUAAAUCAUGCACACUAAAGGUGCGGUCACAAUGAAUUUCAGCAGUUUUGCUGUAAAAGAAAAUGGUCUGUUGUCAAUACUGUUGUAGUGCAUUAAGCACAGCUCACACUUGAAUCACUUUCAAACCAUUUCCAAUUGCGGUGAAUUUGCAUGAACAGUUCGAAUAUGAGCAACAUCGGUGUAGAAACUAUUUCAACCUCAUGCAAAAUUGUGUCCUAUUGACUCUUUGCAAAGAGCUUGAUUCACCGGCGAUCUGACAAACACAUCAGACAGGGCUGCAUUUCCCAAAAGCAUUGUAAGCUUAAGUACAUCGGAGACCCAUUGAAACCAUGAUGCUUUUGGGAAACGCAGCCCAGGAGAGUAGAUUAACUUCGGAGGACUCAAACUUAAAUAAUGCUGUGUAUUGAAGUCUCUCCACGGUUAAAAUAAAAUACGUUCUGAUGUUCAUUCAUGUUUAUUUCAUGCGUUAAAUGAAUAUGAAAAGUAGCUUGAAAUGAGGCAAUACAGUGAUCUCUCGCGACACAUUAAAGAGACACAAAAUGGUAUUUAUAUUUUUAAUUUCUCUAAAAAAUGACAAAAUUGGAAAGCUGAGACCUUUUUUCAUACCAGAAGUAACCUGCUCUGUCAUGUCAGUUUUCUCCUUGUUUCUUGAGUGGGCCGGACAUAGCAACAGAAACGAAGGUGGGUGGGUUUUUGUGAAGGGUCAGAUGCCAAACAACUGGAUUUCGCCCUUAAAUAUGCACCAAAAAGUGCAUUUAAAAAGUAAAUGGGGUCUGUUUUGAUUUCACGUUGAUUAACGUCAACAACAGAAUAUCUUCGUACAUCUUUUGGACAUCGUUCAGGGUGUAGAAAUGGAAAUAUGUUUUUAUACCAGUACUCUCUGUAACGGUUGAAUCAUCUGCUCAACAUGUGAUAUCUAUUUAAGGUGCAAUUAUCCAAUAAAUGGGAAAUACAACAAUCCAGCUGCCAA
Messenger RNA from Carassius auratus (goldfish), 2197 nucleotides. RefSeq names its product LIM domain transcription factor LMO4 (gene lmo4lb). NCBI's taxonomy places the organism in Eukaryota, Metazoa, Chordata, Actinopteri, Cypriniformes, Cyprinidae. The transcript is spliced from 5 exons. The record is from RefSeq and is a predicted model, not a curated record. Bases 317 to 787 code for a protein of 156 amino acids.